AACACAACCAACAUUGAUAACACAACUUGAGUCUGAAAUUACACUGCGACAUGUCCUCACAAACUACAAACCUCAGACAAGGCGAUAAUCAAUAUCAUGCCAAAUGGAACAAAAAUUACUGCUGCCGUUUCGCACGGUAUAUCUGCUUGGGCGAGAAUUACACGUAUCUCAGUAAUUUUGAAGGAUGGCACCCCCAAAACGUACUUUCUCAAGGUAAGCUUGCAAGCGCAUAUUUUCUUGCGUAAUGGGCUAAUAUCUAUAGUGCGCGACACGCGAUACUUCACGGGCAUUGAUUGAAGGAGAAUACCAUUCCGUAGUAGCAAUUGAUUCACUGGUUCCAGGAUUAGUUCCGAAAGCUAUUGGUUGGGGUAGUUAUGGAACUAGCGGAAGAACGACUUUUUUUUACCUUGGGGACUUCGUGGUUAUGGAUCUUGAUUCGCCACCAGACCCGACUCGCUUCGCUUCCUUAAUAGCCGAACUUCGUAAGUACUCAUGUGAUCCCUGAGCUACGAAGUUUAUUGACUCAAAAUAUAGACCGAAAAGGGGCUUCGCUAAAUGGGCUCUUUGGGUUUCCCGUAGCAACAGUCUGUGGAAAAAUGCAACGUCCGGUUUCUUGGGAACAGAGUUGGGCAAAGUCAUUUACCAAUCACCUACAAGCCAUUAUCGACUAUGAUAACAAGGCCAAUAAGCCUUGGCAUGAAUAUGAUGCUGCAUGUAAACAACUCAUCGAAGUCGUGAUACCCCGACUGCUAGGAGUUCUUCAGACUGAAGGCCGUCAGAUUACCCCAACAUUAAUUCAUGGAGAUUUGUGGGAGAACAAUAUUGGAAUUGACAAGGAGACUGGCAACAUCAUUCUUUUCGACCCAGGCUCAAUUUAUGCACAUAAUGAAAUGGAGUUUGGAACUUGGAGGUGUUCAUGGGCAACUCAUUUCAAAUCACCAGAGUAUCAACAGCUGUACAAACAACACAUUCCGCCUUCGGAACCAGUUGAAGAGUGGGACGAUCGAAAUCGACUUUACAGUAUACACCCGAACCUCAAUGGUUCUGCGGGUCAUCCAGGGAGCAACUCUCGACAGAUAUAGGUGCUUCUUCUGAUUUUAUAGCACAUGAGGCUAACUUUUCUUGCAGUGCUUUCAAUGAUAUGCUGUUUCUGUGUGAGAAAUAUGGCCCUGUGGAGAGUCUCGAAAAGUACGAUCCGGAGAAAGAUAUCUCGGUCACAGGCGCUUAUGUUCAUUUUGAUAUUCUUGGGGGAAAUGUUUAAAGAGUUAACAAAUGUACUUAGUUUGUAACGUGCGUACUUGGCCUCGAUAAUCCUCAAGAAAAUAACAGAUGAACACCGCUAGAUAAGAACCGAUCGAGCAGAAAUGAAAUCUCUUGGGAGAAGCUAGAACAAUAAAGUCUAGAGUUUUCCAAGGAACGAGUUGAAUCUUACAAAUGAUUCUAGGAGACUCGAUUAAAAUAACUGCGAUAGUCUUUGUCUCCUCUGGCAUAACGACGAGGGAAAAACGAUCAUGGAUUCUUAGCACUGGCAUUGUGUCUGAUCAGACAUGUAGGUAAUCGCUAUCAACCGUGGCGAUAUCAAGGUCACAUCUCGACACUCCAAAAUGCUUUAUAGGCAUUUUUGAGAUUUUUAAAUUCUGCAGCUUUGCCUUGACACCCUUGGUCGUAAACUCCACGAAGAGGUAUUGGGGAAGGCUGGGAAGCGAAGUUGGGGAUGGUGAUUAUCGUACCCCAGGAUAAGCAAGGAUUAUGAUCCUGAUCUGGUUGACAGUGCAGUACCAACCGCAUGGCCCCCAAUAUGCAUCGCAUUUAGCGCGCGGCUUGAUUAGAAUCUUUGACCGAAAAAAUUCACAGUUCUGAUGGGAAUAGGGUUCGAAAGCCUCGUACAUCCUGGCCAGGUUCCUUCAACAGAAAGAAAUAUAAAGGUUUCGGAAUUCUGCGGUUGAGGCAUCAUCAAACUACACCUAAGGCACUGGGGUGACAUCUUCUGCAGUUCCAAAGUUCAAGGCUGUGAAGUAGCAACCCCCAUACUGAUAAAGGCAGUUGAGCUGUCUUAUCCACCAAAGGGUAACCCCUCAUAAAUCAUGGUUGGUUGCAAUUAAACAUUUCGGGCUCGAUGAAUACUAAGAACAAUACUUGUUAGUUUCGAAAGUCUUUUGGCUUUAGGAAGAAAAGUAGUGAGAAGCAGCCUCUACGAAAAUUGUCACCACUUUCUGUAAGUUCUGAGUCUAGCAGUAUUGCUUCAAAUCUGAACAAUGGCGACGAAUCUGCCUUAUAUUUCCACCCUCAUCUAGAAGAAAUAGUAGACACCGGUUUCCAGACAUCUGCAACUCCCAAGACGUCUGAAUUCGCUUCUGACCCUCUGGGACUCAAUGUCGUUUACACACCCGAAAGUGGGCAUAAGGUUGACAUUGUGUUCGUGCAUGGCCUCGGGGGAACUAGCAGACUAUCUUGGUCAAAGCAUAAGAAUCUGGAGUUGCUUUGGCCUUUGACGUUUCUCCCUCUGGAACCAGAUAUCUGUCUUGCCAGGAUCCUUACCUUUGGAUACAACGCGACUAUUACCAAGGCAGGCAAUGUCAGCACAUCAGUGCUGGACUUUGCGAAAAGUCUGCUUUUCAGCCUCAAGUAUGGGACAAAUGAGCAAAAAGGGGAACUGAAUAUGGGUAAAGUAGGAAACCUGGGACGAUUUCAAAACGCUUUUGUGGGCUGGAAAAAGACUAAAAGUUCAUAGGUUCCUCUAAUAUUUGUGGUUCAUAGUAUGGGAGGUCUUAUCGUGAAAGAGGUAUAAAUGCCAGUUUCGUUUCCAAGAUCUUAUCUAAGUACUUUUUAUAGGCAUACAUGCAAGGCCAGAAUGACCCUGAACACGAAGAUAUAAUCAAAUCCAUUUCAGUAAUUACUUUUCUUUCAACACCCCACCGCGGAACGAAUCUAGCUGAGAUUUUGAAUCUCGUAUUGCAAUCAACAUUCAUAAGCAAUUCCAAACAGUAUAUUGCAGAAUUGGCGAAAAACUCUUUCACUUUACAAAGACUUAAUGAGCAAUUUCGACAUAUUGCCCCGAAGCUUGACAUUAUUUCUUUUUAUGAGCCUCAGCAUACAUCGAUCGGUCUCAGAAAUUUCCGUAUUGUGAGUUAAAGACCGGCUUUUAUAGUUUAUUAUGGCUGAUGUUGAAAGAUGAUCCUGGAAAGAGAUUCUUCUGUGCUUGGCUACCCAAGGGAAAUCUCAGUACCAUUGGAUGCAGAUCACCAUGGAGUUUGUAAAUACGACAGUCCUAGCGAUCCCAACUAUAUCAUGGUGAGGAACGUUCUCAAGUCACUCGUCAGGAAAAUUAUCGCAGCAAGUAGGUCCGAUGUGCCAGUUUCAAGUCCAAAGGAUUCGCAAGACCUGAAAUCUUCGCUAGCGAUAACAGAGCUGCCCGAUACUGACUAUGUCUUUUUCCGAGACCAAUGGACAUCUGGAACCAUCAAUUGGAUUCUGGAGGACCCAGCCUAUUUGGACUGGAUACUCCCAGGCGACAAACUCCCUCGAAUACUUUGGCUCGAGGGGGCUGCUGCAGUCGGCAAAUCUGUUUUAUCUUCCUUCAUUAUCAACAACAUCAUUGAACAAGGUGCCUGCUGUCAAUACUUCUUCAUACGAUUUGGUGAUCAAAGCAAACGGACGUUAAGCAAACUGCUACGUUCCAUCGCCUUUCAAAUGGCGCAAAGCAUACCGGAAUUUCAACGAAAAGUCCUUCACCUCGUAGAUGAAACCACCAAAUUUAGAACCGCCGACCCGAGGGCGAUUUGGGAACGGAUUUUCAAGUCCAUACUUUUCAAAAUGGAGAUUAAUUACCCAAUAUAUUGGGUUAUCGAUGGUAUCGAGGAGGCAGAUGAUCCUCGAACAGUGAUCAAAAUCUUUUCUGAGGUUUCAACAUCAUUACCAAUUCGAAUUUUGCUUGUUGGCCGUAAAACCUCGGAGAUAACGGCGGCAUUGCAAAAGAUACCUAGGGCACUUGGUUUUAAAACAAUACGAGUUGGAGGAAUAUUGGAUGAUUUCGUGUGUUAUAUUCGCCAGGAGCUCGAUAUGUCUGGCAUUCCUCAGUUCAGAGAGGAACUUGUUAAAAUGAUCAUUCAAGGAGCUCAGAAUAACUUUCUUGUAAGCUUCCCCCCGCCUUUUAGUACUGUUGAAGUUGACUAUACUCACUAAUCAUUAAGUGGGUGCGUCUAGCAGUAGAGAAGUUGAACCUAUGCCAUACGACGGCCGAUGUGGAGCGGACACUCAAGGAUUUACCACAUGGAAUGGAAGCACUAUAUGAUCGCAUGGCAUCUGGAAUCUCUGAAAACAUCUCUUUUACAGAAAAAGCCUUAGCAAAAACUAUCUUGGAAUGCGUUUCGUCUUCUUUGCGUGUUCUGACAGUCGCAGAACUUUCACAGGCCGUAGACAAAGACACCCUUGAAAUUCUGGAUUUUCAACGCUCGAUUGCAACUCUGUGCGGUGGAGUUGUUGUGAUCGACAACAAUGGAAAUGUUGCCAUGAUACAUCGAACUGCCCGCGAAUAUCUCCUUGGGGGAGACCGGCCAUUCAAUAUCAGUCGUGAAGCUGCCAAUGAGCGGCUGUUUCUAAGUUGUAUGCCUCAUGGCCGUUGGCCUCCGAACAAAAGUCAAUCGUAAUGAGCGGCCUGUUUUUCUAGAAUACUCCUCUUGUUCUUGGUCGUCACAUCUCUCGGCAAUGACGAUUGACUCUUCAGAAGCUCUCACCGUUCUAUGCAAAUUUCUGAAAGGCUACUGGAUUCUAACCUGGAUACAAAUUCUUUGCCGCUGGUAACCAACUGCAAGUACUUGUUCAAGCGUCGAAACAUCUGUCAAAGUUUUCUGCUAAACGGAAAGACUAUGACGCGAUGCUCAAUCCAAACGACCGUCAGAUAUUGCAGCGACUUUGUGACGGUUGGACUACCGACCUAGCCAAGAUCGUUGGGAAGUUUGGGGCAAUUUUUACAGAAAAAUCCUGAUGCCAUUUAUAAACUAAUACCUCCAUUCUGUCCGCAAAAGUCUUUGACGUACCAGUUGUUUGGAAAAAAGGAAUCGAAUUUUCUCUCGGUAACAGGCCUUUCAAGCGAGGACUGGGAUGACUCGUUAGCGCGUCUAUCAGUAGGAAGUCAUUAUUCCUCCUCCAUAACUGUUUCUGGAGGGCAAGUUGCUGUUUUGAGUGGUUCUGGCACGGUCACAAAUUUCAGUUCUUCGACCUCCACACAGGCCGGCUCGAUAGAUCAUGGUGAGCGCGUGUACCGGAUGGGCAUGAAUGACAGUGCAACACUGGUUGCUACUUAUGGCUACCGUACAACGAAAGUAUGGGAACUUACCACUGGAAGGUGCCAGCUUGUAGUAAGUAAUAUUGAAACAAAGCCUCGACCGCUUGCCAUAAAAUUUUCGAGAGAUGACAACACUCUGCUGGUUGGCAUGGAUGAUCGUGUGAUACGAUCGCUCGAUCUGAUACAAAACAGUGAGAGCAAGCCAACAUGGCAAGUUGUUGCAGAACUCGAAGAGCCAGAGAUAGAAGGGCAUUUCCUCAACUCUGCAAGCUAUAUGGCUUUGAGUGAUGAUGGGUCUCUGGCUGCUGUUGCUUAUCGAGGUCAGCCUAUGUCAGCUUGGGAGACAGAUGGACCAGUUCAUGUUGGUCACUGCUGGCGAGCCAGACAAGAAGUGGCAAGAGGAGAAGUGGCGGAGGCUUUCUGGCAUCCUUAAUCCUCCAGCUCUGUGGAAAUCAUUGGGCUUUAUACCGAAGGGGUGAUUUUUAAAUGGCGCCCUUACGAAGACGAGACUUCGGAAAUUUUCACUGGAGCAUCAAAACUGGCUAUCAGUAGUGAUGGAAACGUUUUUGUCACUGGUGAUGUCUAUGGAACAGUGAAGGUUUACAGCUCGCUUGAUUUUCGCUUGAUUUACCACCUUGGAUCUCAAGACACCGUACUAGGCCUCGCAUUUGGCCCUGAUGUAUCUCGAUUCUAUGAUAUUGGAGGCUAUUACGCAAAUGUCUGGGAGCCAAAUGCUUUAAUGAAACUUGCCGAACAGACCGAGUGGCGAGGUGACAGCGCAAGCGAAACAGAAAGUCUUGCUCGAAAAUCAGCAGUCUCUACCAGCUUGUUCAAAAGAAUCAACUCUCUGACAACACUUAUCGCCUCUCCAGCUAGCGGACUCUAUUGCUUUGGUACAGAAAAAGGAACUGUUCAUCUGUAUGAUGUUCGAAAAGGAAAGCUUGCCGAUGUUCACGCAUCCAAAAGCUUCAUGAGUAUAGAGCAAAUGUCUUGGAGUAGCAACGGGAAAGCAUUCUGCUUCUGA
Molecule: messenger RNA, 6308 nt
Organism: Hymenoscyphus albidus
Lineage: Eukaryota; Fungi; Ascomycota; Leotiomycetes; Helotiales; Helotiaceae
Source: the annotation of a GenBank genome assembly